UUUACUCACUCUGACCAUCACAUGGCUCGUCCUCUGAUUCUCGUUGGUGUUUUACUUUACACUGCAGGAAUUUUGAGCAUGAAGACAUUAGAUCAUGUAACUCUGAGAGAAAGUGGAAGCAUUACAAUCCCCUGUCUGUAUAACAGUCAGUAUAAACCAAACUCAAAAUACUGGUGUGAAGGGUAUUUUUGGCAUUCUUGCCAAAUUACAGCCCGUGCAAAUGCUACAGGGAAACGGACAAUAACCGAUUAUCCGGCCCUCAAUGUUUUUACUGUGAAGCUCAACAAAUUGACAUCCUCAGACUCUGGAUUUUACUGGUGUGCUGUGGAGAUUGGCUCUCAAUCAAACCCAGAUGACAAAAAAUAUUUGUAUGUAACCGUUAAAUCAGCUCCUGAUGUGUCUGUGGUGAGCAGCAGUGUCUCUGGACAUGAAGGUGGUGAUAUCAGUGUUCAGUGUCUCUACAGUUCUAGAUAUCAGAAUAAACUCAAACGGUGGUGCAGACUUAAAGAUCAGAGCUGUUACACAGUGGGGAGGACUGAUACAUCCCAGAAUUCAUCAGUCCAGAUCAGUGAUGAUGAUGAUGGGGGAAGAUCCUUCACUGUGCUGAUGUCUGGACUGAGACUGACUGAUUCUGGCUGGUACUUCUGCUCUGUAGGAGAUCUGCAGGUUCCUGUUCAACUCCUUGUUCAGAAGGACGAUAAAUAUAGAAAUACAUCUGAAAGUGAUGAUGCUGGUCUAUUUCCCUCCAUAUGCAGAAACCAAACAGCAAGCAAUGAUCCGGAGGACAGCAACUGCUCUCCUGGCGGCUCUACUGACCAGAUGCACUGGAUUUUUCUCCUCCUCUAUACUGCUGUGCCGCUGCUUCUGUCACUGAUGCUGGUUUUAGUAAUCUGGAGGCUUAUUAAAAAACACAAUGGGGCUUUGUCCAAACGAAGACCUGACGUCUGUUCUGUGGCAGAAGGUCCAAUGACUGUUGCAUACGACACUGUGGUCUUCAAGAAAGCGGAAGACCAUGUUCAAAACCAGGUCUCCAUUAGCCGUCCUCUUGAACGAGAAGUGAUCUAUAGCACUCCGAAACUUCACUAAUAACAGAUUAUCACUGGCCAUUCACAUUAUGAAUAUUACAAUGUUAAGUAAUGGCAUUGUUCUGUUUUACAUCAUGCACAGUUUCUUGUAAAGCCGCAAAAGAUUUCAUGUGAGAAAGAAAAAGAGGAGCUUAAGUGUUGUAUGCAUGCAGGGUAAUGGUUGUGUUUUACUCUUAACCACAUCUGUAAAAUGUUCACCUAUUUAAUAGUGUGCAUGUUUGUAGAGAGACAUUUUCUUCUGCUUUUCUACUUUUAUUCUUAGUCGAUGUGAGAAGCAAAACUGAAACAUCUUUACCACAUCAGAGAACGACACAUGAGUUCAGGUCAGCUUGCAAUUAGUUACACCACUUCAGAGAAUCCCGA
Molecule: messenger RNA, 1448 nt
Organism: Sinocyclocheilus grahami
Lineage: Eukaryota; Metazoa; Chordata; Actinopteri; Cypriniformes; Cyprinidae
Product: polymeric immunoglobulin receptor-like
Exons: 8
Coding region: 22-1086 (354 amino acids)
Cellular component (GO): plasma membrane
Molecular function (GO): transmembrane signaling receptor activity
Source: RefSeq, a predicted model, not a curated record